Lithohypha guttulata is the source of this 1371-nucleotide messenger RNA. RefSeq lists its product as uncharacterized. Bases 1 to 1371 code for a protein of 456 amino acids. Gene Ontology annotation, molecular function: flavin adenine dinucleotide binding; saccharopine oxidase activity; sarcosine oxidase activity. The transcript has a single exon. The record is from RefSeq and is a predicted model, not a curated record. NCBI's taxonomy places the organism in Eukaryota, Fungi, Ascomycota, Eurotiomycetes, Chaetothyriales, Trichomeriaceae.
AUGUAUGUUAGAUGUGCAGUGGCAGACCGUGCCCUGCCUUCACCGCCAUUAGCACUGAACUCCAGCAUAUUGAUCGUCGGAGCAGGAACUUGGGGCAGCUCAACAGCUAUUCAUCUGGCCCGUAGAGGUUACAGCAAUAUCAUCGUCCUUGACUCUUAUCCAACACCCUCUCCAAUUUCUGCAGGAAACGACAUCAACAAAAUCCUUGAAUUGAGCUCGUCAGCACCACGCGGUUCGGCAGAAAGAUACGUAUCUGAUAAGCUUGCGGAGGACGCCAUCCGAGGCUGGAAGCAAGAUCCCGUAUAUAAAGACCUAUACCAUGAGACCGGGGCAGUAACGGCUGCGACCAGUGAGCGAGGUCGAGAAGCGCUCAACGAAGGAGAUGGUUACAGCGAGGCCAACGGAUGGACACCGUUGAGAACGAAAGAGGACUUUCGCAAGACAAUGACCGCAGGAGUCCUUACCGGGGAUUUUCCAGGCUGGCAGGGCUGGUAUAAGAAAAAUGGAUGUGGGUGGGUGCAGGCACGAAAAGCACUGCAAAAUACAAUCAUUGAAGCAAAGAGACUCGGCGUUACUUUCAUUACUGGCGAGCGUGGUCAGGUAACCAGCUUGAUUUACGAAGAUGCUGACGUAAAAGGUGCCGUUGUCACAGAGGGUCCUGCGUUUCUUGCGGAUCGGGUAAUUCUAUGUGCAGGCGCGAAUGCUGCAAGAAUCUUCGACAUGAAAGACCAACUUCGUCCAUCUGCAUGGACUCUUGCUCACAUCAAGAUGACGCCCGAAGAGGCUAAGCUAUACAGAAAUCUUCCUGUGCUUUUCAAUAUUGAACGUGGGUUCUUCAUGGAACCCGAUGAAGACAACCACGAGCUGAAGAUUUGUGAUGAGCAUCCAGGAUAUUGUAAUUGGGAGACAAGUCCGGACGGACCUCAACGCGUUAGCACUCCUUUCGCGUAUCAUCAGAUUCCUAUUGAAGCAGAGGAACGAAUUCGAUCCUUCUUGCAGGACACGAUGCCCCAUCUUGCUGACAGACCGUUCUCUUUCGCUCGUAUCUGCUGGUGUGCAGACACCCCCAAUCGAUCUUUCUUGAUCUCGCGACACCCUAACUAUCCUAGUCUCGUGCUCGGCGUUGGCGGCUCCGGUCAUGGGUUCUCUUAUAUUCCUGCGAUAGGGAACGUCAUUGCUGACUGUUUAGAGGACGUUAUGGAUCCAAAACAGAAGCAACUCUUCCGAUGGAGGCCAGAGACAGCUGUUGAUAGAGAUUGGUCGGAUCUUCAAGAUCGAUUCGGUCCGGAAGGUAGCAAUCAUGUCAUGGACUUUCAGAGAGUGAAAGCCUGGACGAAUAUUGAGUAUAGCAGACGUGAGCCGAGAUUAUAG